Perca fluviatilis (European perch) is the source of this 3241-nucleotide messenger RNA. RefSeq names its product lin-54 DREAM MuvB core complex component (gene lin54). The transcript is spliced from 13 exons. Gene Ontology annotation, cellular component: nucleus. The record is from RefSeq and is a predicted model, not a curated record. Gene Ontology annotation, biological process: regulation of DNA-templated transcription. The coding region runs from base 1 to 2427 and encodes 808 amino acids. NCBI's taxonomy places the organism in Eukaryota, Metazoa, Chordata, Actinopteri, Perciformes, Percidae.
AUGGAUGUGGUGUCGCCAGAUCUCAACAGCCUCCUUCCUGAUGAGAUCAUGGAUACUGAGGCCAUAGAGGACAUCCCUCACGCCCAACCUGACAGCACCUCAGUCCAGUCAGAGCCCAACGAUGACACCCCGGUCCCGAUGGAAACGGAUACACCCGCGGCUUCAGAAAAUUUGAGCCUCUGUUCAAAUGUCACUUCAACAGAACACACUCAGGCUCUCACCACGUCCGCCGCCACAGACACCAUACUCGGCGUCAGUUCCGGAAGUCAGCUUCCGAUGUCAAUUUCCACUACGUCGUCAUCCCUUCUUACCCUCAAACCAGGCAUGGCUACUUCCAUAGCCGCUACCAAAACUACAGAUAGUUUGACUGGGACUAGUAUCUCUACAGGUGGAUUACAGAAGUUAACGGCUCCGUUUACCAUCUCUGCUGCAAACCACCAGAUCAUUCUCAACAAGGUGGCCUCGUCUCAAGCCACAGAAGCAGCAAAGUCGGCAGGUACUCAACCGCAGGUCAUCAAGCAGGAAGGACAAAAACUUUUGGUUACAGCAAUAGGAAAGUCGGGGCAACCUAUAGUGCUGCAGUUACCCCACACAGGCAGCAAGCCUGGCAUUUCACAGAUGUCAGGAGACCCCAAAUCUCAAGCUCCACAGUUUAAAGUGUUGACUAUUGGUGGGAGGUCGGAGCUGAAGCCAGUGAUGGGGAGUGCUGGCAACCAGAUGACCACAUUACAGGCCCAGCAGCUGAAGACCUUACAGAUUGCUAAGAAAACACCGACAUCCUCCGCUGCGCCGAUAAAGUUUAUCAUCACAAAAACUGUUAACAGCAAAGGUCUAAGUCCUCAGACAACAGUAUCUCCUGUUAUUGCGGGACGGGCCCUCACACAGAAUUCCCCAGUGAUGCCCCCGAGGACGAUCACUCUGUCUGAGUCCCUCAACACUAGUAUACAAAGCAUCUCCGGCAAAAAGAUUGCUAUCUCACCCCUUAAGACUCCCAGCAAGGUGACGGUGGUAUCUGUGGCUUCCCCGACCUCCAACGCCACUCAGAAGUCAGUGGCGCUGCCUGUGAAUGUAGCACUCGGCCAGCAGAUCCUCACAGUCCAGCAGUCCACAUCUGCAUCUCCAGUCAAGGUGGCCACCAGCCAAAACACAACACAGAACAUCAAACAAGUGCAGUCUGUGGCCGUGGGCGGAGUCGGCGGCUCUCAGUUCAAGACCAUCAUCCCACUGACCAGCCAGCCGAAUGUGCAGCAGAUUCAGGUCCCGGGGAGCAGGUUUCACUACGUCCGCCUCGUCACGGCAACCACAGCGAGCACCGUGGGACAGCCCAGUGGUCCCAGCACCAGCUCUUUACAGACAGCUAAACCUAUGGUGGUCAGUACAGGAGCAGUCAGGAUGUCUGUCCCGAUCGUCCCAGCACAGACCAUCAAACAGAUGGCACCUAAACCCUUAACAUCAGCAGCCGUAGUAACCACCACUCAGACCCAGCAACGCCUCAUCAUGCCUGCCACUCCACUGCCCCAGAUCCAGCCCAACUUCACCAACCUCCCUCCCGGCACCGUGCUGGCCCCAGCUCCAGGAGGCGGGAACGUCGGCUAUGCAGUCGUGCCAGCACAAUAUGUCACACAGCUCCAGCAGGCCCCAUUUGUGACCCUCGCCAGCAGCUCUGGUUACCCCGCGUCCACUGCUAUCCAGACUCAGGCCAGAUUGCCACUCAAUGGCUUGUCAACAGCAGAAUCGACCUCAAGACCGAGGAAACCAUGCAACUGCACCAAGUCACAGUGUCUCAAGCUAUACUGUGACUGCUUUGCAAAUGGAGAGUUCUGCAAUAAUUGUAACUGCAAUAACUGCUUCAAUAACUUGGAACAUGAAACGGAACGUCAAAAAGCUAUAAAGACGUGUCUGGAGCGCAACCCAGAGGCCUUCAAACCUAAAAUUGGUAAAGGCAAAGAAGGAGAGUCAGACCGUCGACACAGCAAAGGCUGCAACUGCAAACGAUCCGGCUGCCUGAAGAACUACUGCGAGUGUUACGAGGCGAAGAUCAUGUGCUCGUCCAUUUGUAAGUGCGUUGGCUGCAAGAACUUUGAGGAGAGCCCGGAGAGGAAGACUCUGAUGCACUUGGCUGAUGCCGCAGAAGUCCGGGUACAGCAGCAGACCGCCGCUAAGACCAAGCUGUCGUCGCAGAUCUCAGACCUGCUCAUGCGGACGACGCCUGUUAUUUCAAGUGGAGGGGGGAGGAUGCCAUAUACGUUUGUAACAAAGGAGGUGCUCGAAGCGACGUGCGAGUGUCUACUGGAACAGGCCAAAAAGGCAGAACAGCCUCAGGUGGAAGCGGAGAGGAUGAUCCUGGAGGAGUUUGGACAUUGCCUCAUGAGGAUAAUCAGCUCGGCGGGGAAAGCCAAAGCAGACUGUGCCUCCAUCAACUGCUAGGCCGAGCACUCUGGCUCUCUCCGCCCUCUUAACCCGAGCCCAGCUGUGGGGGGGCCGAGAGGCAGGGAUUACUAUGCACUCCCUGUCUCAGACCCCCCGCGUGGGGUUGUCUCCCUCAUCAAGAAGGCCAAACAAUGGCCUGAAAGUAGAUUCCCCUGCAUUGGGCGAGCUAAGGCCAGCUGGAAUAAUAAACAUGGAACAGUUGUUCGCAAACUGAAGGACAAAUGGACAGAGCACCCCGCCUCUGAUGGACUUUCAAAGCUGUUCUCACACUUUGUUCACCUGGCUGUCAUGGACAGAAAUGACUCUGAGCAAGGCGGUGCUGAACAGGGAUUUAAACGUUUCUUCACUUUAUUUUCCCUACAGGGCCCUUUUGUUCUAUUUUCUUUUAUUCUUUCCCCUUUUUUUUUCUUUUUUUUGUUGAGGAUUUUGGAAAAGAAAUGCCUGUAAUUUUGAUGUAUUAAUUUGUGCUUACAGUAGACAAACAGAACAUGUAUCUUUUGAUAUUUAUUUUGACAAGUAUUUGUAAUCAUUGUGAGCGCUAAUAUUGUGUGGCUUAUAGUGCCGCAAACUAUUAAUUCUUAACUAAGGCUAGGCUAAAUUGUUUCAAUAAAAAAUGAGUAGGGGCGCUCCUUAGGUUUAUCCCUAAAGGUAAUUGUAAGAUGAAUGCACACACAUAAUUAAUUAUGCGCACACACACACCCACUCACAGAGCUUUGCUCAGAAUAGUUGGAACAUGGCUAGAUUGGUGGUUUGUUUUCUGUGUUAUCAGUUACAGUGUUUACUGUACAUUAAAACCACCAUGAACAAUGGA